UGUGCCCCGCUUCAUCAUGCUGUUGCAGACACAUAGUUACGUGUAAAGGGCAUCCUAAAAAAAGAAUGAUAUGCUCCACUGUGGACAGUCCAGGGUGCUCCUGCUCAGUGACAUGGAGAGACUGGAGAAGACUCUGUUUCGCCUGGAGCAAGGCUUCGAGCUCCAGUUCCGACUAGGUCCAACUUUGCAGGGGAAGAAGGUGCACGUCCACACCAAUUACCCUGCACCACAACAAAAAUUCAACAGUUGUGAGUUUCGUGUCCUUGAGUGGAUCAACCCUAGUGGGAAAGAGGAUGACUCGGACAAGUAUUGCAAACUGGACCUUGAGAUUGCUGGCUCCUACCAGUACUACUUUGGGUGCGGGAAUGAGGAGAAAACUGGUGGUGGCUAUUUUGUGGUGGAUCCUGUGCUACGAGUGGGCCAUGAAAGGAAGGUAAUCCCUUUGGACAGUAUCACCUCUCAGACUUACCUGGCUAAAUGCCUUGGGCCACUGGAUGAAUGGCUAGACCGGCUUAUAGUGGCCAAGGAAACAGGUUACAAUAUGAUCCACUUGACGCCAUUGCAGAAGUUGGGUGAGUCACGUUCCUGCUACUCCAUUGCUGACCAGCUGGAGCUGAAUCCAGAUUUCUCCCCUCCGGGAAAGAAUUACACAUGGAUGGAUGUGGGGAACCUGACAGAGAAGAUCAGGAAAGAGUGGAAUAUGGUUUGCAUCACAGAUGUCGUGUACAACCAUACAGCAGUUAACAGUGAAUGGCUCAGACUCCAUCCUGAGUGUGGCUACAACCUGGCGAAUUCUCCACAUUUAAAGCCAGCCUGGAUACUGGAUCGAGCUCUCUGGCACUUCAGCUGUGACAUUGCCAAUGGAAAAUACCAUGACCGAGGCCUACCAGCGCUGUUUGAGGAUGAGAAGCAGCUCAGUACACUCCGUGAACUCCUGUGGCAGGAGGUUUUUCCUCAGCUGAAGCUCUGGGAGUUUCUCCAGGUGAAUUUGGAAAGAGCUGUGGAGCAGUUUAAUAAACUUCUACAGGCCAGCAAAUUGGCUGGGGUAGAAAUGGAGAAGAAACAGAAGCUGAAGAUUAUACAGGAUCCACAGUUCAAACGCUUUGGCAAUACAGUGGACAUGAAGGUGGCCCUGGACAUGUUUGGCAGGCACACGAAUGGCAUAUCAGCGAUACAAGUGUGCUGUGAUGUGUUCAAGAAGAGUUUGGAGGAGUUGAACAUGGAGUGCUAUAAGGAAAUGCACGACCAUCAUGAGAAGGCUGUAAACUGCAUAGUGGAGACUAUAAGAUAUGAGCGUCUUGCAGCAAAUGGUCCCAAACUUGGCUUGGUGACCAGAAAACAUCCUUUGGUGCCGAGAUAUUUCACCUUCCCAUUUGAGGACAUGUCAUUGGACAAGGAGGAACUGCUGCUUCAGAAUGCAGAUGAUGCAUGUCACCUCCAAGCUCACAACGGAUGGGUGAUGGCAGACGACCCUCUCAGGAACUUUGCAGAACCAGGCUCUAAUGUCUACUUGAGGAGAGAACUAGUCUGCUGGGGUGACAGCGUGAAGCUCCGCUAUGGCAAUAAACCUGAGGACUGUCCCUAUCUUUGGGAACACAUGAAGAAGUACACAGAGAUAACGGCCAAACACUUCUGUGGUGUGCGGUUGGACAAUUGCCAUUCCACACCUCUACAUGUGGCUGAGGCAAUGUUAGCUGCUGCCAGGGCAGUCAGGCCCAAUCUGUACGUGAUAGCUGAGCUAUUUACAGGUAGCGACCAGCUCGACAAUAUCUUUGUUAACCGUCUGGGGAUUACGAGUCUCAUCAGAGAGGCAAUGAGCGCUGGGGACAGUCACGAAGAAGGCAGACUGGUGUAUCGCUUUGGCGGAGAACCGGUUGGUUCUUUCAUCCAGCCCAACCUAAGGCCUUUGGUUCCAGGCAUAGCACAUGCUAUGUUCCUUGAUGUUAGCCAUGACAAUGAGUGUCCUGUCGAGGUUCGGUCUGUGUACGACUGCCUCCCAAGCUCUGCAAUUGUGUCUAUGGCGUGUUGUGCCACAGGCAGUACUAGAGGAUAUGACGAACUGGUUCCUCAUCAGAUUUCAGUGAUCACGGAGGAGCGUCUGUACCCCAAAUGGAACCCAGAUGCCCUGCCUUCAUCUCCUGGGGAGGUGAACCUCCAGUCAGGCAUCCUGGCAGGGAAGCUGGCACUCAACAGGCUUCACCAUGAGCUGGCUGAGAAGGGUUUCACACAGGUCUACGUAGACCAGCUGGAUGAAGACAUUGUGGCUGUAACCAGGCAUUGUCCAAGCACACACCGGUCUGUGGUGACUGUGUCUCGAACAGCUUUCAAAAACCCAAAAACACACCACUACAGAGAAAAAGUGUCUCCUUUGUUUAUACCAGGCCAGAUAAAUGAGGUGAUCCUGGAGGCACGUACAGUGGAAAGAGAUACUGGCCCCUAUGUGAAAGAUGAGAAGUGCAUAAACGGCAUGCCUGAGUACACAGUGGAGCUCAAGGAACAACUCCAGCUUAAAGACAGCCAAGUUGUGAAACAAGGAGAUACCACAACAAAUGGUGGCAAUGAGUUUGUCCAGGAGAUCGUGUUUGAUCGUCUCACUCCAGGCAGCAUGGUUGCUUUCAGGGUGAGUCUGGACCCAAAAUCUCAGAACUUGGUGGGCUUCCUGCGUACUCAGCUCUAUCAGUUUAAUCGCCUGUACAAAUUGGGAAGUCUGACCGACCCAGAUGUUCCUGGCAUCCUGAAAACUUCCCUGAAAUUCCUCAUCUCCAAACUGUCCUUGGCUGAGCUGAAUGUCUUGCUGUUCCGCUGCAAUGAUGAGGAGCAGGAAGACGGGGGAGGAUGCUACAAUAUCCCAUCCUGGAUGUCCCUGAAGUAUGCAGGCCUUCAAGGGUUCAUGUCAGUGCUUUCUGACAUUCGGCCCAAGAAUGACCUUGGCCACCCCUUUUGCAACAACUUGAGGCAAGGCGACUGGAUGCUUGACUACAUUAGCUCUCGUCUCAUGAAUAAAGAUGGAGCUCUAAGGGAGGUAGGGAAAUGGUUCCACGCCAUAUUCGACUACCUAAAGAGAAUUCCACGCUACCUCAUUCCAUGUUACUUUGAUGCCAUCGUUGCUGGGGCAUACACUACAGCUGUGGAUGUUGUCUUCAACAAGAUGUCUAGCUUUGUGCGGGUUGGUUCAACCCUGGUGAAGCAGUUGGCAUUGGGCUCAGUGCAGAUGUGUGGUGUGGGCCCCGUGCCUGCUCUCCCUGCUCUUUCUCCUGCCCUGCAGGAUGUACCGCAUCGCCUCAAUACUAUCACCAAGCAGAACGAGCAGUGCUGUGUGUCACUGGCUGCAGGCUUACCUCAUUUCUCAUCUGGAAUUUUCCGCUGCUGGGGCCGAGACACGUUCAUAGCCCUGCGUGGCCUCAUGCUGGUCACUGGAAGACAUGAAGAGGCAAGGAACAUUAUCCUGGCCUUUGCUGGUACUCUGAGACACGGCUUGAUCCCCAACUUACUUGGUGAGGGUACAAAGGCUCGCUACAACUGCCGGGAUGCUGUGUGGUGGUGGCUGCAGUGCAUCCAGGACUACUGCACUAUAGUUCCCAAUGGUGUGGACAUCUUGUCGUGCCCUGUGUCACGCAUGUACCCUACAGAUGAGUCUGAACCCCAGCCUGCAGGCACUGUUGACCAGCCUCUGUACAACAUCAUCCAGGAGGCAAUGCAGCGCCACAUGCAAGGCAUCAAAUUCAGAGAGCGGAACGCCGGGCCACAGAUCGACUGCAACAUGAGAGAUGAAGGAUUUAAUGUUGAUGCGAAAGUAGACCCAGAAACAGGCUUUGUAUAUGGGGGAAAUCGAUUCAACUGUGGGACAUGGAUGGACAAAAUGGGUGAGAGCGACAAAGCAGGGAAUCGUGGGAUACCGGCAACGCCCAGAGACGGCUCUGCAGUGGAGAUUGUGGGUCUUUGUAAGUCCACUGUGCGCUGGUUGACCCAGUUGAAUCAAAGCGGUCACUUCCCUUACUCUUCCGUCAGUGUCCAGAGAGAUGGUGUAACUCACACUGUGUCGUAUGAGGAGUGGAACCGCAGGAUCCAGGAUAACUUUGAGAAGAUGUUCUAUGUGUCUCCUGAUCCAGAGGAAAAACAUGAAAAACAUCCAGAGCUAGUGCACAAAAGAGGCAUUUACAAAGACACCUACGGUGCCUCCAGUCCCUGGUGUGACUAUCAGCUCCGGCCCAAUUUCACCAUUGCCAUGGUGGUGGCUCCUGAACUGUUUACACUGGAUAGAGCAUGGGCAGCUUUAGAGAUUGCUGAAAAGAAACUGCUUGGGCCACUGGGAAUGAAGACUUUAGAUCCAGAUGACAUGGUUUAUUGUGGCAUCUAUGACAACGCCCUGGACAACAACAACUACAAUGUCGCCAAGGGCUUCAAUUACCACCAAGGACCUGAGUGGCUUUGGCUGGUCAGUUACUUCCUCAGAGCCAAACUGUACUUGGCCAAGCAGAUGGGCCAGGACGUGUACAAUCAGACUGUGAUUCUGGUCAAAAACAUUCUCUCCAGGCAUAACAUCCACUUGGAAAGAUCUCCUUGGAAAGGUUUACCUGAGCUGACCAAUGAGAAUGGACAACACUGCCCUUUCAGUUGUGAGACACAAGCCUGGUCCAUUGGCACGAUUCUGGAAGUCCUGUAUGACCUUUACGAUCCUGAGACCUUGUAGAUUCACUGUUUUUCAUUAACAGCAGGAUGGUUGUCCUGUACAAGCCACAAACGGGCCUUGAACUCAUUUCCUAUUCUUUAACUUCCUCAUCUCUUGCUUAAGGAACUAUCUGUAUAUAUCUAGGCAUCAGUAAAAGGAAUAGUUUGGUGAAAAGUCCCAUUUAUAUACUGAAGACAUGUCUGCUCUCCAACAAUUGCUUCAAAGAAUGGACGUCUAUCCCUACCAAACCACCCAUCAAGCCAUAAAUUUCCAUAAUUUCUUGCCAUGCAUUGCUCCAAAAACCUAGUCAGCACAUGCCACCAAAUAUGUCUUGGCUGAUUACUUUUGAGGAAGUGGAAAAUUGUGCAAAUUUAAUUUUUCACUCUAUAUUACCGUUAAUUAGGAUGCUUCUCGUAUAGAUCUAUAUAUUACACCACCAUAAAGCAGCUGAUGAUGAUAUGGCUCCUAAACUUCCUGAAGCCUAUCAGUGCAAACAGAAGAGUGUGUAUAUGCUGUUCGUUUUCCUGGGUAAAAUCUAAAGCCAUACUCUUUCAUUCUCAAAAGGUUGGGCAGGAUGUUAUGGCAUAGUGAUUCUUGAAAUCAAUUUCCUUUAGAUGCCUGAAACCUUUUUAUAACCAGUAUAUGGUAGUUGUGAGUAGAUUUUUUUUAAUCUCUUUUUUAUUACAAACUGUGUAGACAAAAUUAUUAGAGCUUCAGCUUAAGGAUUUUCUGCUCAGAUCUAUGUAGCUCACUUUUUCUUAAGCUCAAUUGCUAAAGUUUGCUAAAAGAAAAUGAAAAACAUAAUGCAAAAUAUAAUGCCUCUAAUAUCACUAGAUUUUUCUUGAGUAGAAGAGUCAGAGACAGAGUUUUUUAAUAGCGUCUAGACUACCACAACAUGUGUAUUUAAAUUAGAGAAAAUGCAGACUGAAGAAGUAGAUCAAAGAUAACAUAAACGCAAGAGCCAUUUAAAAAUAAACAUAUAAAACAAGAAUUCAAAUAACCAUCUACUAAGAGUCUAAUAUAUUUCUACAUGAAUAGUCCUACUUGUUUUAAUUGAACAAUAGGGUCUCCACGCUCAUUAUUUGGGAAAGCUUAUAAAAUAGCACUUGAUGCAGCACAUCCUGUUUUUGCACUAGAAAUAGUUAAAUAUCUACUAUUAAUUCAUGUCUGUACAUUGUAGCCACAGGAUCCCAAAUCGAGGUCCUGAAAUCAUAAUGUGUGCAUGGGAUAUAGGCAAUUUUGUUGUGCCUUUAAUUGACUAUUUUGGCGUUGAAUUAAUAAAAUGCCGAUGUUCGCGGAUAACUAAUUACAAGGUUUCAGCAUUAAAUACUGCUUGAUAAUGAUGUCUUCAAAUGAUGCACGCAGUAGUCUCGUUUUUAGAGAAGUGCCAUUUUAGAGGCAAUACAAACAUAAUGCUUGAUGAUUAGAGUGUAAAAAGUCUGUUUUUCACAAAGAAUUUCAUCUCCUGGGAAAACAAAACUGGUCCAUGAUAUUGCUUAAUUAUUUGUGGUUUGUGGUGAGGAUUUUGUUUUAUUUUAUUUUUUGCAUGGUAUUUGCCUUUUUGCUGUCUGUUGAAUCACUACAUAAACUUUUUUUUUUUUUUCUAGUUGUGUGAUAAUAAACAGUCCACACUUCCUAGUCCACUAAUAAUUUGGAAUAAAAAUCUGAUGCAAACUCAUGCAUCUGCUAAUGCCAAAUUGUUGUCUGGUUAAUACUAAAAAUCUAUUUCUGAUUUCUAUUUCUGACUGAUUUCUCAUGCCUUACAUAAGACCACUGAGUAUCGUUCAUAAUGUUACAGUUCCAAGCUGUUCAUGCUCAUGGCAAAUAUUUAUUCUUGUCCUUUUGUCAAGAACACAUAUUAUGCUCUGUGUGGACGCCUGUGUGAUAGAACACACCACUAUUCUGAGUUAAUUAAAGGUGGUCCUGUAGUCUCUGUUUGCUGAACGAAACCUCUGAAAUUAAUAUUUAAGCAUGUACUUGAUAAAUGAGGCCUUUAUUAUGCUUUAUGAGAGCGAGACACAGUUCCUGUGAGAGCAGUGUUGCAUACAGAGCAUCCGAUCUCUGAUACAAGGUAUGUAAAUACGCUUGAAUUUAUGUUUACUGUAUAGUAAUUGAUAGAUUUUCUCUCGGAUUUAAUGCAAGAUUAUGGAAUUUGUUGAUGCACCCAGGCUCUCUAUGG
Messenger RNA from Pangasianodon hypophthalmus (striped catfish), 6848 nucleotides. Its product is annotated as glycogen debranching enzyme. Gene Ontology annotation, molecular function: 4-alpha-glucanotransferase activity; amylo-alpha-1,6-glucosidase activity. Gene Ontology annotation, biological process: glycogen biosynthetic process; glycogen catabolic process. Lineage: Eukaryota; Metazoa; Chordata; Actinopteri; Siluriformes; Pangasiidae. The record is from RefSeq and is a predicted model, not a curated record. The transcript has 33 exons. Bases 71 to 4690 code for a protein of 1539 amino acids.